This is a messenger RNA of Ricinus communis (castor bean), 2516 nucleotides long. Its product is annotated as putative serine/threonine-protein kinase-like protein CCR3. Gene Ontology annotation, molecular function: ATP binding; protein serine/threonine kinase activity. Lineage: Eukaryota; Viridiplantae; Streptophyta; Magnoliopsida; Malpighiales; Euphorbiaceae. Gene Ontology annotation, biological process: protein phosphorylation. The coding region runs from base 684 to 1967 and encodes 427 amino acids. The record is from RefSeq and is a predicted model, not a curated record. The transcript has a single exon.
GACAAAAGGAAGUUGUUUGGAAAAUUGAGGAUAAAGGGGAGAAUCAGAAAUGGGAAUAGCAAAGGAUUUUCCUAAGAAAUAUGAGUAGGAAUAAUCUUCUCUCAACCCACCAAUUCACUUGUCCACACUUUCCUUUUCCAAUUAAGGACUCUUUAUCUGCAUUGCAAUGGCAGCAAGGCUCACAGAUGAAUAAUUUCAAGCAAAGGAAAACUUUGACAUUAUUCCAAUUCAAUUUCAGCUUUUAGCUUUUGCAGUUUGCAAGAUUUCAUGCUGGAGCUGCAGUUGUAUUUGUAUAUAUAAAACUACCUUAGCUCUGGUGCGGGGGAAAGGACAUGAUAUAGUAUUCCUAUAUUCUUCAACAACAUUACCUACCUGUACUCUUCCUAGUCCGAGUCUUUUUUUUUUUUUUUUUUCAUAUAUUUACAUCGUGCUUUCAACUUUCUUCUUGCUCAUUCAUUUCUUUAGCUUCUAACGUAGAAGAAGCCAGAAACUUGUCAUUUCCAGUCUUUCAAAUGAGAAUCAACUCUUCCUAUCAUCACCUCACUUCUCCAUGCUGCUUUGGUUAACAGUCAUCUUGGCUCUUACCCCCCCCACAAGUGCUCACACCCAUACAACUGCUACUGUAUUGCUGUUAGGAAAUGCGAUUUUGGGGAAUAACAGUACAGAUACUGAGUUCAUGAGCAAUGGGGCGCUCCAUCAUCGCUUGCACACCUUUGGCUUUUUUGGUUGUUGGAUCUGUUGGUCUUUUUGCAGGCGUCUGCACUGUUAUUUAUUGCUUACACGGUUUAUUACAUGGAAGACGUCAGAAAAUUGAGCAGCCCACAACUGCUAAUGCCAGUGGGACUGCUGCUGCUGCUAUGAUUAAUAAUGGUUCUAUUACCCCAUCUUUAAGAUCACUUUCUGCUAGCUGUUAUAGUUCGCGAAGAUUGGGGCGCCAGAGAAGUGAAUCAUCUUCUAGCUAUAUGGAGAAGACUCAGAAUUUCUCCCUCUCAGAGCUUGUUGUUGCUACAAACAAUUUCUCAGUGCAAAACAAGAUUGGGGCUGGAAGCUUUGGCAGUGUCUACAAAGGAAAACUUGCAGAUGGUCGCCAAGUGGCUAUUAAAAGAGGAGAAACCGUUACUAAGACACAGAAAUUUCAAGAGAAAGAAAGUGCAUUCGAUUCAGAAUUAGUAUUAUUAUCAAGGCUUCACCAUAGGCAUUUAGUGGAUCUUAUAGGUUUCUGUGAGGAGAUGGAUGAGAGGCUUCUGGUUUAUGAGUUCAUGAGCAAUGGGGCACUCCAUGAUCAUUUGCAUAGAAAGGACAAUGUCGAAAAAGACAGCAGCAUUCUGAAUUCCUGGAAAAUGAGGAUCAAAAUUGCAUUGGAUGCUGCAAGAGGCAUUGAAUAUCUCCACAACUAUGUGGUGCCACCUAUCAUUCACAGAGAUAUCAAGUCCUCGAACAUACUUCUUGAUGCAAAUUGGACUGCCAGAGUAUCUGAUUUUGGGCUAUCACUGAUGGGGCCAGAAUCUGAUCAAGAACUGAUGUCAACCAAGGCAGUUGGAACAGUAGGUUAUAUUGAUCCUGAGUACUAUGUACUGAAUGUGCUGACAGCAAAAAGUGACGUUUAUGGCCUAGGUGUUGUGCUAUUAGAGCUUUUGACAGGAAAGAGAGCAAUUUUCAAGACUGAAGAAGCAGAAGAUACAGGUCCAAUGGGAGUUGCUGAGUAUGCAGCUCCACUGAUAUCAGCAGGGAAGAUGCAGAGAAUAUUAGAUACAAGAGUAGGGCCACCAGAAAUGCAUGAAGUGGAGGCAGUGGAAGUGAUGGCCUACACAGCAUUGCAUUGUGUCAAUUUGGAGGGAAAAGAGAGGCCUGAUAUUGUUGAUAUUGUUUCUAAUUUGGAAAGAGCAUUGGCGUUGUGCGAGGAGUUCCCUGCAAGAGUCUGCACUAACAGAUUCUCCAUUCCUCCAAAAUUGAGAUUUCCAUGCUAAGUAGAAAAUUUUCACCUCUCUUGUCCCUGCAUAAGUUGCUUUCUGACAUUCCAUUUCUCUUUUCCAAUAUCUUAAUGGUAUUAUCUACAUAAGUGUAACAGUGGCACAAGAGUUAGUCGGUCAGAAGGCAUUCGCCUGGAGAGAAGAGCACUUCUUUUUCUUUUGAUCACAAGAGUAUUGGAGUUUGUUUCAUUAUCACUUCUUUCUUUAUAUCUUUAACUUUAAAAUUAUCUGUACGGUAAAAUAAUCAGCAGAAGGUAUAGUUUUCCAGGAAACUUUAAGGGCAUCAAGCAAGAUUUGAGCAGAUAUGAUAAUUAAUGGAAAAAUCCUGUGUCUUGGUUUCCUAUGCAUUUUGGGAGGGUUGUGUAUAUUAAUGAACCACAAUAUGCCUGCAAUGUGGGAACCAUAAAUGCAAAAUGAAUCGUAGGCCUUAAACAAAAGUGGCCAAGAAAACUGAAGUUAGGAAGCAAAAAUAAAAUAAAAAUAAAAGGCAAUUGAUGAAGGGAAAUCAGAAGGUGGGCUCUUGCACUGUGGUGUGUCCUAAUCAUA